AGAGGCAACAUGGCCUCAAGUCUUGGCUCUGACCAAGAACCGCAACUUGGAAAGCCCGUACAGGAACUUGCAGCAAUCAACGGCAGAGAACCACCGCCGAGAUACAUAAUCAGAGACGGUGACCACAACGAAACCAUCGAUGGCAAUCCUUCUCUCUCUUCUUCAAUCCCAACUGUCGAUCUCCAACUCCUAUCCUCUCCUUCAACACCUGCAAAUGAGAAAGAAGCAGAGAUGGAGAAGCUUGGAUCUGCACUCCGUUCUUGGGGCUUCUUCCAGGCAAUUGGACAUGGGAUUCCAAGCUCUCUCCUUGAUGAGUUGCGCAACGUUGCAAAAGGGUUCUUUGAUCUUCCGACGGAAGAGAAACUCAAGUACACUGGAAUUGAUGGCAGCAUUGACUCGUAUGGGACUGACAGUGUUGUUUCAGACGAUCAGGUUCUUAACUGGUCUGAUCGACUCUACCUCCUAGUCCGACCAGAAAACCAGAGGAAUUUCCGCUAUUGGCCCGACAAUCCUGUUCGCUUCAGAGAAAUCUUGCAUGAAUAUAGCAUGAAGACAAGUUUGGUAGCCCAGGCCACUAUCAAGGCGAUGGCAAGGGUGUUGGGUCUAGAAGAGAAUUACUUUGUGAACCAGCUUGGUGAUCAGUACAGAAUUUAUGCAAGGUUUAACUACUACCCUCCUUGUUCGAAGCCCGAUCUUGUUUAUGGGAUCAGACCUCAUACUGAUGGAGGCUUAAUUACUAUCGUCUUGCAAGACCCAGAAGUGGAAGGACUGCAAGUCCUAAAAGAUGGCCAAUGGAUCAAAGUUCCCAUCGUCCCUUAUGCUCUACUUAUCAAUGUAGCAGAUCAAACAGAGAUAAUGAGCAAUGGAAUAUUCAAGAGCUCAAUGCAUAGGGUGUUAACAAAUCCUGAUAGGGAAAGAAUCUCUUUGGCCAUGUUCUACCUACUAGAAAUUGUGAAAGAGAUCGAACCAGCAGAUGCGUUGAUCGAUGAGGUUAGGCCCAGGUUGUUCAGAAAGGUGAAGGUGAAAGACUAUGAAAAAGAAUUCAACCGUAGCUACUCACAAGGAAAGAGAGCAAUUAACUGGGCCAAAGUUUAAUUUCAGAAACCUCAUCCCUGUUCUUCUA
Molecule: messenger RNA, 1123 nt
Organism: Telopea speciosissima
Lineage: Eukaryota; Viridiplantae; Streptophyta; Magnoliopsida; Proteales; Proteaceae
Product: protein SRG1-like
Exons: 4
Coding region: 10-1095 (361 amino acids)
Source: RefSeq, a predicted model, not a curated record